Messenger RNA from Rhodamnia argentea, 2478 nucleotides. RefSeq names its product G-type lectin S-receptor-like serine/threonine-protein kinase At4g27290. The coding region runs from base 1 to 2478 and encodes 825 amino acids. Gene Ontology annotation, biological process: recognition of pollen; protein phosphorylation. Gene Ontology annotation, molecular function: ATP binding; protein serine/threonine kinase activity. Lineage: Eukaryota; Viridiplantae; Streptophyta; Magnoliopsida; Myrtales; Myrtaceae. The record is from RefSeq and is a predicted model, not a curated record. The transcript is spliced from 7 exons.
AUGGCAAAGAUCACAUUCUCCGUUUUCAUCAUCGUCUCCAUGACUGGUUUGUCGCUCGCAGCCGAUACUUUGGGCACAAACCACUCCAUCGGUUAUGGAGAAACAUUGGUUUCUUCGGACCUAACCUUUGAGUUAGGAUUCUUUACUCCUGGCAAUUCGAGUAUGAGCUUCUUGGGUAUAUGGUUCAAGUUCAGUCCAGAAACAGUUGUGUGGGUUGCUAACAGAAACAACCCUUUUGUGGAUCGUGAUGGUGUUCUCACAUUUAGCAAUGUGGGCAAUCUAGUUGUUCUCAAUCAGUCGAACGGCAUCGUUUGGUCUUCGAAGUCGUCAAGGUUCCUCCGGAAUCCAGCUGCGCAGCUCCUGGAUUCUGGAAAUCUUGUUCUCUGGGAUAAUUCCAGUUCCGGUUCUGAUGAAGCUUAUGUGUGGCAAAGCUUCGAUUACCCGUCUGACACGCUUUUAGCCGGUAUGAAGCUGGGGUCGAACUUGAAAACGGGCCUUGAGCAGCGUCUGACUGCGUGGAAAAGCAUGGACGACCCUUCUCCUGGAGAUUAUGUCUAUGGGUUAAACUACAGUCAGGGUCUACCUCAGUAUGAGCUAGUCCAAAUGGAUGUGCAUCGCAAAUUAUUUCGAACUGGGGAAUGGGAUGGAGUUCAAUUCUUUGAAGUUUCCUUUUCAAAAAAUCCAGUUACUGUGCUCAUGUUCGUGUACAAUGAAACUGAGAUCUCUUUCAUGUUCCAGGCUCAGAACAGUCAACUUUUGUCGAGAUUGACAUUGAGCUAUGUGGGAGCGCUGCAGGUUUUCGUGGUGAAUAGAUCGAGGAGUGGCGUGUGGAGUGUCAUGCACAAGUUGCCUACUGAUCCGUGCGAUUCCUAUGGCAUGUGCGGAGCGAAUGCCGUCUGUGACCUUAGCUUGUGCGAAUGCGUGAAAGGGUUCAUGCCUAGGUCACCUGAUGAAUGGCUGGUCCGUGAUUUUUCCAGCGGCUGCAAGAGGACAAUACCCCUGGAUUGUUCAAAAGGAGAAGGGUUCCUGGAAGUUGAAAAAGUUAAGCUGCCCGACCUGUUGGAGGUUACGGUGAACAAGAGUAUGAGCCUCAAGGAAUGCAAGGAGGAGUGCCUGAAGAACUGUUCGUGCACGGCUUAUGCUAAUUCAGAUAUCAGAGGAGGAGGCAGUGGCUGUCUCAUGUGGUAUGGGGACUUGAUCGACAUGAGAGCGUCCGAAGAACAGAACUACGGGCAAACUCUAUACGUACGCGUAUCAGCUUCUGAACUAGAUGCCAUUCGUGACCGUACCAGGAGGAAAAUAAUUCUCGUUGCUGUCAUAUUGAGUUCAAUCAUCGGUGGAUUUCUCUUGGUCGGAACUGCAUUGUGGUUUGUAAAGCGUAGAAAAAGCAGAAUCGGUAUUGGAGUCCUGUUUGAUGCUAAAACAUCGGAUAUUACUUUACUUGAUCUAGAAAUCACAAAAGAAGACAUCGAUCUACCAUUAUACGAUCUACCGGCCAUUGUAAGUGCUACGAACAACUUCUCUGAUGACAAUAGGAUUGGUGCUGGUGGCUUUGGUCCUGUUUAUAAGGGGAAUCUUCAGACAGGACAGCUAGUAGCAGUAAAGAGGCUAUCAAGGAGUUCAGGGCAAGGCCUUGAAGAGUUCAAGAAUGAAGUACUCUUGAUCGCGCGACUUCAACACCGGAAUCUUGUCGGACUUCUAGGUUGCUGCAUUGAGGGAGAGGAGAGAAUCUUGCUUUACGAGUACAUGGACAACAAGAGCUUGAAUUACUUCAUAUUUGAUCAAGAAAAGAGCCUGUUGUUGACAUGGCAAAGACGGUUCGACAUUAUUGUCGGUAUUGCAAGAGGACUUCUCUAUCUCCACCAUGAUUCCAAACUUCAAGUAAUCCACCGAGAUCUCAAAACAAGCAACAUAUUACUAGAUGGCGACCUAAAUCCUAAAAUCUCCGACUUUGGCUUGGCAAGAAUCUUUGGAGCUAACCAAAAAGAAGCCAGAACAAAAAGAGUCAUCGGAACUUACGGCUACAUGGCCCCUGAGUAUGCUAUCGAUGGGAAAUUCUCUGUGAAGUCGGACAUAUACAGCUUUGGUGUGCUCCUGCUGGAGAUAAUCAGCGGCAAAAGGAACAGAGGAUUUUCCCAUCCAAGCCAUCACCACAACCUUCUCGGACAUGCGUGGUUGCUUUGGGGCGAAGGUAGGGCCUUGGAAUUAAUGGAUGAAUGCCUGCACAACUCAUUUGACAGAAACCAAGUGGAAAGAUGCAUUCAAGUGGGCUUGUUGUGCGUGCAAAAGUUCCCUGAAGAUAGGCCGGCUAUGUGUUCUGCAAUUGGUAUGAUACUCAAUUUCGGAUAUGUCCUGCCUGAACCUAAAGAGCCCGCUUACUUUACAGAAAGAAACUCGGGUUACUCCGAUGGAGCGUCAUCAAAGGAGAGCUCACAUACGCAAAAUGCAGUCACUCUGACUAUGCCGGAGGGUCGGUAG